UUUUCAUUCUAUUCAAGAGAGAAGAAAAAAAAACCAUUCGUGGGUUCAUAAAAAUCCGGCAAGUCGAAUUAGAAAAACAAAACAAUUGUCGUCAAUUUCGAAAAUCACCAUGAAAGCUCUUCAAGCUUCAACUUCUUACAGCUUUUUCAGUAUUCCUUCUUCCCAAAUCCUCCGAACACGAACAACUCGUCCACAAUGUGUCAUUCUUUCAAAAGUGGAACCUUCAGACCAGUCUGUUGAAAUAAUGCGGAAAUUCUCUGAGCAAUAUGCUCGGAAGUCAGGAACAUAUUUUUGCGUUGAUAAAGGUGUCACAUCUGUUGUUAUCAAGGGAUUAGCAGAGCACAAAGAUGCACUAGGUGCUCCACUUUGCCCUUGCAGAUAUUAUGAUGACAAGGCAGCUGAAGCUAGUCAGGGGUUUUGGAACUGUCCGUGUGUGCCCAUGAGGGAAAGGAAGGAGUGCCACUGCAUGCUUUUCUUGACCCCAGAGAAUGAUUUUGCAGGCAAGGAUCAGACUAUUGGCUUGGAUGAGAUACGGGAAGUAACUGCAAACAUUUAACAUAAUGACCUACUCGUUACAGAAUUGUUUGGGAACUUGCAAUCAGCCUGUACAUUUUGUAUUUUUACAAGGAAGCUGGGUUAGUGUUGUACUGUCUGCUCACCCAUCAAUGAACUUAAUUUGUGUUUUGGAUAGACGAGUAUAGUUGAUAUAUUGCUGUGACAAUAAGCAAUCGUUGCCUUUUUCUUAUAUUUUGUUUGUAAUUAGGCCGAUUUGCUCAUCUGUAAGCUUAUUUUUUUCAUUGCAAUGCUAUAUACAGAGCAUCAUUGAGUUGUAGAAGAGCAAGGCACCCUGUUAUAUCUUUGUAUUCCUGCACCCGUGUUAGUCGUGUAUACUGAUCAGACUUUAAAAGAGAUUUUUUUGGAGAAAAGAAAGGGGAAUCGAAGGGAUCUUUAUCCCAUCUUGAUUAAA
Chenopodium quinoa (quinoa) is the source of this 967-nucleotide messenger RNA. Its product is annotated as ferredoxin-thioredoxin reductase catalytic chain, chloroplastic. The record is from RefSeq and is a predicted model, not a curated record. The transcript is spliced from 6 exons. NCBI's taxonomy places the organism in Eukaryota, Viridiplantae, Streptophyta, Magnoliopsida, Caryophyllales, Amaranthaceae. The coding region runs from base 110 to 556 and encodes 148 amino acids. Gene Ontology annotation, molecular function: oxidoreductase activity, acting on iron-sulfur proteins as donors.